Molecule: messenger RNA, 1557 nt
Organism: Stereum hirsutum FP-91666 SS1
Lineage: Eukaryota; Fungi; Basidiomycota; Agaricomycetes; Russulales; Stereaceae
Product: DnaJ-domain-containing protein
Exons: 4
Coding region: 132-1355 (407 amino acids)
Biological process (GO): translational initiation
Cellular component (GO): cytosol
Molecular function (GO): protein-folding chaperone binding
Source: RefSeq, a predicted model, not a curated record
CUCACCCCAACCAUUAUACCUCAAAUACCCCUCGUAUCUUAGUUUCUUUUCAGAGACUAUCACACCUAGCGCUUGACUCCUACAUACCUACCCACUCUACUACCGUUCUACCUUGAAAGCGACAUAUCAACAUGGGUAAAGACUACUACAAGCUUCUCGGCGUUUCAAAAGAUGCCUCAGAAGACGAUAUCAAGAAGGCCUACAAGAAAAUGGCCUUGAAAUGGCACCCAGAUCGAAACCAAGGAUCCGAUGCUGCAUCACAGAAGUUCAAAGAGAUCUCCGAAGCCUUCGAAGUCCUCUCAGACAAACAGAAACGUACCAUAUACGACCAACUAGGCGAAGAAGGUCUGAAGGGCGGAGGAGGAGCCGCAGGCGCUGGUGCCGGCCCAGGCGGUUUCCCAGGAUUCAGUUCAGGAGGAUUCCCAGGCGGAGGUCCGACGACGUUCACAUUCGCGUCGGGUCCCGGAGGUGGAGGAUUUGCUGGUAUGGGUGGAGGCGGAGGUAGAGGUGGAUUCGCACCUUCCGAUCCACAGAAAGUCUUCGAGUCGUUCCUCUCCGGAAUGGGCUUCGGCGGACUUGGUGGGAUGAGCGGGAUGAGCGGAAUGGGAAAUAUGGGCGGUUCGUCAAGAGGUAGUUUCAGCAUGGGAGGAGACGACGAUGACGACCCAAUGAGCGGUGGGGGCAGCCCAUUCACCUCCUCAUUCGGCGGCAUGCCAGGCGGUAUGCCGCGUCCACGCCGUACCAACUCUCGUUCUGGCUCCGGUUUCCGUCCAGCCUCACCUUCGUCAGGCGGUAUGAACGGCGCAUCAUCACCACCAAACGAGAUCACCAAACCACUAAAGGUCUCGCUAGAAGAUCUAUACUCGGGCGCUACGAAGCGGCUGAAGAUCGGGAGGAAACUGUUGGAUGGAAGUAACGAGGAUAAGGUGUUGGAGAUUCAGGUAUUACCUGGGUGGAAGAGCGGGACAAAGAUCAGGUUCCCGAAGGCAGGGAACGAGCAGAUGAGUGGCGAGGCGCAGGACUUGGUGUUCGUGGUAGAGGAGAAGCCACACGAUCGAUUCACGAGGGACGGGAACGAUUUGAUCGCGAGUGUGAAGCUUCCACUGAUGGAUGCGUUGACAGGCGAGGGAGGGAAGAAGACAGUGGAGUUGCUGGAUGGGAGGAAGGUCGGAGUGCCUGUACCGGGUGGUGUAGUGAAGCCCGGGCAGGAGACAAGAAUACCUGAGGAGGGAAUGCCAAUCAGGAAGAAUGGGGUGGGGAAGAAAAAGGGGGAUUUGGUGGUGAAGUGGGAUGUCGUGUUCCCGGAGAGACUGACUCCAGCGCAGAAAGAGGGUGUGAAGAAGGUGUUGGGUUAAAGAGGCGGCUGGUUAUUGUGUGGCGGUGGCGUGGCGACUUGAUAUGAUGGACGAUCCCGCUCUUGGUCUUUUUAUUUCCUUUGUUUUCGAACUGCUGUUUCCCUCGCAAUCUACACCUACUUCCUGUUGUUGGUUACCUCUCCUGUAUCUCUCAUUGUACUUCCGUAUUAUGCAAACACAGCUACAUCCCCGUUGGAUUUUC